AUGUCGUUCCUUCGUCUCCUGUCUAUCUUUCCCCUGGCAUACGCCAGCAUAGCUGCAGCUACACCGGCAGCUACGCCGACCGUCUUCUCCAACCGCACCAUCUUCACACCCCCAUCCAACUACACGGACCCCCGUGUCCUGUACGCCCGCAGCGUGCAGCUGCCCAACGGCGACCUGCUCGCAACGUGGGAGAAUUACUCGCCUGAGCCGCCGCCAGUGUACUUCCCCAUCUACCGCUCGCAAGACAACGGCUAUUCAUGGACGGAAAUUUCCCGCGUGCAGGAUACAGCGAACGGCCUGGGACUGCGCUACCAGCCGUUUCUGUACGUGCUGCCUGAGAAAAUCGGCCAGUUUCCUGCGGGCACGCUCCUGCUGGCUGGGAAUAGCAUCCCCACGAACCUGUCGUCUACGCAUAUCGAUCUGUAUGCCUCGCAUGACAAUGGCAUCACCUGGUCGUUUGUCAGCCACAUCGCUGAGGGCGGCGAGGCGGUGCCGGAUAACGGGCUGACGCCGGUGUGGGAGCCAUUCUUGCUGGCGCACAACGGCCGCCUCAUCUGCUACUACUCGGACCAGAGAGCCAACACGACGCAUGGGCAGAAACUGGUCCACCAGGUGUCGACCGAUCUGCUGACGUGGGGACCGGUGGUCGAUGAUGUGGCGUAUCCGACGUACACCGAUAGACCGGGCAUGACGACUGUUGCGAAGCUCCCCAACGGCCAAUUCAUCCUAACCUACGAAUACGGCUCCUUCUUCAACACAUCGACCUACUCCUUCCCCGUAUAUUUCCGCAUCUCAUCCGAUCCAGAAGCCUUCAAUUCCGCCCCCGGAAACCGUCUUGUCGUGUCGGACGGCACGCAACCACAAUCAUCGCCUUACGUCGUCUGGACGCCCUACGGGAACAGCGCCAACGGCUCGAUAAUCGUUAGCUGCGGGACGUAUAGCAGCGUGUUCAUCAACCAGGCUUUGGGCCAGGGAGAGUGGACGGAGAUCGCGACGCCGGAAGGAACGAGCUAUUCGCGCUCGCUGAGGGUGUUGCAGGACGAGAAGAAUGAUGGCCGAAUGCUGCUGCUGAUGGGCGCAGGGCAUCUCCCGCCCAGCAUGACGAAUCGGGUUACGGACAGUUUGGUGGACUUGGCGAGUUUGUUUUAG
Rasamsonia emersonii CBS 393.64 is the source of this 1149-nucleotide messenger RNA. Its product is annotated as exo-a-L-1,5-arabinanase. The coding region runs from base 1 to 1149 and encodes 382 amino acids. The transcript has 4 exons. The record is from RefSeq and is a predicted model, not a curated record. Lineage: Eukaryota; Fungi; Ascomycota; Eurotiomycetes; Eurotiales; Trichocomaceae.